Molecule: messenger RNA, 2112 nt
Organism: Staurois parvus
Lineage: Eukaryota; Metazoa; Chordata; Amphibia; Anura; Ranidae
Source: the annotation of a GenBank genome assembly
CUUUUGGCCAGCUACACAUCUGGAGAACAGUCGUCAAGGCAACAAAUUGCAGUCUAUUCAGACAAUCCUGAACUAUGUAGUCAAGUUUGCUGUGAAUUGGAAGAAUGUCAGAAUCCCUUUCUUGAUCUCCAGCCAUCAGAAAAUGGGUGGGAUCAGUUUUUUGUUUACCAUCAAGAAAGCCCAUUGGUAACCUGUGAUCAAAUUGCAGCAAUCCUCAAAGAUGCCAUCAACAGAAGACGUAUAGGCAUGGUUCCCAAUAGCCGUACUUCCUCUACAGAGGCUGUUGCGGGAAGUGCUCCUCUGUCUCAGGGUUCAUCUGGUAUUAUGGAAUUAUAUGGCUCUGAUGUAGACCCUCCUCAAAACCCUGUUAAUUUUCCUGAUAAUCAACAGGAGGCAAAUGGAGCUGCACAAGCCCAGGUGGAUGUCAACAUAGAUCUUGUAAGCCCAGACAGUGGCCUUGCUACAAUAAGAAGCAGCCGUUCAUCUAAAGAGAGCUCUGUUUUUCUUAGUGAUGACAGUCCAGUUGCUGAAGCUGCUGGUUCUCAUCAUAAUUUUGCUGCAGGUAUUGAUUCUUAUGGUCCCAUCCCAGAAUGUGUCAUAAUUGAGGAAGAAACACCUUCAUCCAGAAAUAACAGUGAUAACACUGAUCUUUUUAACUUUGAUCUAGCUCCAAAUAUCCAUUCCGAAUCUUCUUCACAUUCUGCUGACUAUUCAAUGGCUGAUGAUUAUUUCUUUCAAAGUGAUUCCUCAGAAGGACAGCAAGCUGUUGCUCAGAAAGAGCAUAAUGAAUUGCGGUUCUACAGAGAAAAUAUGGCUAGCUGUUCAACAUCAUUAUUGCAAACAAAAGUUGACAAUGUUUCAUUAGUGGAAGUAGAAAAUAUAAGUUUAGUAGAAUUUGAUGACAACUUCAUGCAUAGUCCUGAGAACCAUGAGGAUUUAUGUGAUAAAAAUCCAAGUAUUAGUGAUCUUGCUGAAUAUGAUGCCACUUUAUCUUCUGAGGUCCUUGGUCAUGCAGAAGUUAAAGUUCCCCCAACACCAAUGAACAGUUUAGUUGAGAGUUCUCCUCUGGAUAAUGGAACACCAACCUUUUUCUCAGAUGACGUGAUAGAAAGUAUAAACAAAUUAGGAUCUUCAGACAUAUCUCAGGUUAAGUAUGGAUACUGGAGGAAUGGAGAGGACCCUGAAGCCUUGUUGAAUGACACAUGGAGCUCAAGUGAACAGGAGUCCGUAUUUCCAAGCCCAGACUCUUGGAAAGACCAAAAGCCAAAGGACAAUAGUGAAAGUAGAAAUUUAGUUGAUUCAUUUCAACUGAUGGGGCCCUCCUGUUACAGGCAAAAUAACAGAGACAAUCAUGAUAAAAACACUAUGCAAGAAAACAGACCUUAUUCUGAUUUAUGGAAAACAAACAAACCAUAUCAAGGAGGAUCAGAUCCAUGGUGUGAUUUCUCAGGCAAAUUUGUACAGUGUACCAAUGAAUCAGAUAAUUCUUGGAACUCAUUGCAUGGAAAAAAACAUAGAAAAUAUUUCACAGAAGUUAAUGAAGUAGGUAAUAUAGAGAGUGACCAUUCUUCUGAAAAUACCCCUGAUGCCAUGGAAACUAAAAUAGGUCAAGACAUGCUGGAAAAAAAUCAAAAUACCAAAAAGGCAAAUGGAAUUCCUAAUUUAGGAAUUCGCUCAAAAUGCAAUACCUUUGAAUCAGAUAUAGAAGCAUCUACUGAUUUAAAACACAUACAAAGAAAUCUUUGUGGCUGGGAUUUAUAUGGCAGUAAUCAAGAGCAAAGUGCUAUAGAUGACCAGAUUGCCUGGGAAGAUCCCUUUUUGUCUUAUAGAUGUAUUGAUUUCACAUCUCCUGUUACAAGUAAGGAUUGCAUGGUUUCUCCUCCAGACACCAACUACUCCACAUCUGAUUCAAUUUCAUCACCUCUUUGUGAUGAUAAUUUGCAUGAAACAGAAAACCUAUGGCAAGAGCAAAAUGCAUCUGAGAAAACUCAAGAUUUCGAACCUACUGCUUACACUGAUGAACCCAUAUUAAAUAAUACAAGUGCUCCAAAUUCUGCAAGUAUUGAUGUGGCUGAAGAUAGAGAAUCCCUUGGCUUUUACAUAACAACUGAG